AGCGAAGGGAUUUCCCCCGUCCUCGACUUCGGUUGUCCCUCGGUGAAUUCGAAGCCCUAAUCUCCACCGUCGUCGUCGCCGCUAUGGCCGGAAGAGGGAAGGCGAUCGGCUCCGCUGCGGCGAAGAAGGCCACGUCCAGGAGCAGCAAGGCCGGGCUCCAGUUCCCCGUCGGGAGAAUCGCUCGAUUCCUCAAGGCUGGUAAAUACGCCGAGCGCGUCGGUGCGGGCGCCCCUGUUUACCUAGCCGCCGUCCUCGAGUACCUCGCCGCCGAGGUCUUGGAGCUCGCUGGGAAUGCCGCGAGAGAUAACAAGAAAACCAGGAUCGUGCCCAGGCACAUCCAGCUCGCGGUGAGGAACGACGAGGAGCUCUCUAAGCUGUUGGGAGAAGUCACCAUCGCGAGCGGCGGUGUGAUGCCUAACAUCCACAAUCUCCUCCUCCCUAAAAAGGCCGGAUCUUCCAAGGCGGCCGCCGGUGAUGAAGACUGAAAGACUAAAAUUUUCAGCUCUCGUAGCCGAUUAGAACUAGCACGGCCCUGUAAUUUUCAUGCCUUUGUAGCUCUAGGAUUGUAUCAUCUGGAAUUGUCUAAGAUCAAGGAUGAUACUGGGAUUUUAUCGAUAAAA
Zingiber officinale is the source of this 620-nucleotide messenger RNA. RefSeq names its product protein H2A.7. The transcript has 2 exons. NCBI's taxonomy places the organism in Eukaryota, Viridiplantae, Streptophyta, Magnoliopsida, Zingiberales, Zingiberaceae. Bases 84 to 485 code for a protein of 133 amino acids. The record is from RefSeq and is a predicted model, not a curated record. Gene Ontology annotation, molecular function: structural constituent of chromatin; protein heterodimerization activity; DNA binding. Gene Ontology annotation, cellular component: nucleosome.